This is a messenger RNA of Penicillium canescens, 702 nucleotides long. RefSeq lists its product as uncharacterized. Bases 1 to 702 code for a protein of 233 amino acids. The record is from RefSeq and is a predicted model, not a curated record. The transcript has 3 exons. Lineage: Eukaryota; Fungi; Ascomycota; Eurotiomycetes; Eurotiales; Aspergillaceae.
AUGGCACAAACUAUUCAGUCUACGACACGGAUGGGAAUUUCCUGCAACGACUUGAUACGAUUGAACUGCGAGCUCUGCUUCCCCAGUUCCUCGAUCGUGAACACAAUUCAAUUGGCAGACGCUUUAUCAUCAAAUGCAGGGGCAGACCAAUUCGAAAUCGUCGGUUUAGAUGCUUCACCCGGUAUGUUGGAUGUUGCGGGCACCACCAUUCAAAAGCAUGUCGGGACAGAGAAUCCAAGUCCGGCCGUGACGUUGGGAAUUUUUGACCUUCUAUAUACUACCAUGGAGCAAUUACCUGCUUCUUUGCGUGAGCCUACAGCCGGGGCAGUGGGUGUUAUAUCUACACUUGUACUAGAACAUAUCCCACUUCAGCAAUUCUUCACUGCCGCAUCGGCGAUUAUGAGAGCUGGUGCAUAUCUCUUGGUCACUAAUAUGCAUGCUGAUAUGGGGAUGCGCAGUCAGGCGGGUUUCACGGAUCCGGCGACUGGGGUUAAGAUUCGACCUACGAGUUAUUGUCACCAGAUUGGGGAUGUAGUGGCUGUGGCUGCGGAGGCGGGGUUCAAGAUUGAAGAUGUUGUUGGCUGUAAUGAGGAUGGUGUUUUGGCUAGAGGUGUUGAUGAGGCAUCGGGGAAGGUGCUGGGUGCGAGGGCUAAGAAAUGGGAUGGGGUUAGGGUUUGGUUUGGGGUUUGUUUUAGCAAGUAG